Messenger RNA from Gasterosteus aculeatus aculeatus (three-spined stickleback), 3276 nucleotides. It is a transcript of the gene slc13a5b, whose product is annotated as solute carrier family 13 member 5b. The record is from RefSeq and is a predicted model, not a curated record. Gene Ontology annotation, molecular function: succinate transmembrane transporter activity; sodium:dicarboxylate symporter activity; citrate transmembrane transporter activity. NCBI's taxonomy places the organism in Eukaryota, Metazoa, Chordata, Actinopteri, Perciformes, Gasterosteidae. Gene Ontology annotation, biological process: transmembrane transport; citrate transport; succinate transport. Gene Ontology annotation, cellular component: plasma membrane.
ACCCCUCUGCCCCGUCUCCCUCCUCCUCUCGUCCACUAGUCAAAAGCGCGAUCCAUGGUGCGAAAGCCUCCUUUUCUCCGUGUUCCCGCAGGAUGGCCUUCUUCAAAUAUCUGCGCUCCGUUAAGAAUGAGCUCAUCCUCUUCUCCGCGCCGUUCCUCCUCCUUCCACUGCCUCUAGUGAUCGGCACAUCGGAAGCCAAAUGUGCCUAUGUGAUAAUCCUGAUGGCGGUGUACUGGUGCACAGAGGUCCUACCACUGGCCGUGACGGCUCUGCUCCCGGCCAUCCUUUUCCCGGCGUUCGGCAUCAUGCAAUCCAAAGAUGUGUGUAUGCAGUACCUGAAAGACACCAACAUGUUGUUUGUGGGGGGACUGUUGGUCGCAGUAGCUGUGGAGCACUGGAAUCUGCACAAGCGCAUCGCCUUGCGGGUGCUGCUCCUGGUUGGUGUGCGACCAGCGCUAUUGAUGUUGGGCUUCAUGGGUGUGACGGCCUUCUUGUCCAUGUGGAUCAGUAACACAGCUACCACAGCCAUGAUGGUGCCCAUUGUCCAAGCGGUGCUGCAGCAGCUCAACACCAGUGAGGAAGAGAUACCUCAGAUCCUCAGCUCCGCGGAGCAGGUCCAGCCCCCGGAGGCCGACGGUAAACAGCCUCCACAGACGGAGAAACCGAGUGAGGGCCAAGGUAAGCCAUGCGUUUCGAUUGCCCACCGCACCACUUGUAAAACAAGGUCAUUUGUCGCUCUUUUCAUAAGUGACCCUUUCUUUGAAGGCCCACUGGUGGUGACUUUCUUGGAUGAGACAGUUGAGGCAGCUAUGCAAAAAGAGGCAGCAGAAAAGCGGAAAAUGUGUAAAGGGAUGACCCUGUGUAUUUGUUACGCUGCCAGCAUCGGAGGCACCGCCACACUGACAGGAACGGGUCCCAAUCUGGUGCUCAAGGGCCAGAUGAACCAGCUGUUUCCUGAAAACGGGGAUGUGAUUAACUUUGCCUCCUGGUUUGGCUUUGCCUUCCCUAACAUGAUCCUCAUGCUCACACUGGCCUGGCUCUGGCUGCAGUUUGUCUUCAUGGGAUUCAACUUCAAGAAGACGUGGGGCUGUGGGGCCGUGAAGACAGAGAAGGACAUCGCUGCCUAUAAUGUGAUCCGCGAAGAGCACCGGCGGCUGGGGCCCAUGUCCUUCGGAGAGAUCAGCGUCCUCGGCGUCUUCGUUCUGCUCGUGGUGAUGUGGUUCACGCGGGAGCCGGGCUUUGUCGACGGCUGGGCGUCACAUAUCUUCAACUCCAAAGCAGAGUAUGUGACAGAUGCCACAGUGGCAAUCUUCAUUGCCGCCCUUCUCUUUAUCCUUCCCUCUAAACCGCCACGAUUCUGCUCGUGGAGGACUCACAGUUUUGACACAGUACCCCAUCAAACUGUUGGCCCAACUCCACCUCUGCUCACCUGGAAAGUUGCACAAAAGAAGCUACCGUGGGGCAUCGUGCUUCUUCUGGGCGGAGGUUUUGCUCUGGCCAAGGGCAGUGAAGAAUCAGGACUCUCAAAGUGGAUAGGAGAUCAAAUGACUCCCUUGCAAAGCAUCCCUCCCUGGGCAAUUGCUAUCAUCUUAUGCCUGCUGAUUGCUACCUUCACUGAGUGCACCAGUAAUGUGGCCACUGCUACGCUCUUCCUACCUGUCUUAGCCUCAAUGUCUCAGUCUAUUGGGAUCAACCCCCUGUACGUCAUGGUGCCUUGUACCCUGAGUGCCUCUUUUGCCUUCAUGCUGCCUGUUGCUACGCCCCCGAAUGCUAUAGUCUUCUCUUAUGGAUACCUCAAGGUUGCUGACAUGGCCAGGACAGGAAUAGUCAUGAACAUCAUUGGCAUCCUUUGCAUCACACUGGCCAUCAAUAGCUGGGGAAAGGCCAUGUUUGACCUGGAAUCCUUCCCUGCCUGGGCCAACGGGACCGGGGUGUGAGCCUGGUGCUGCCACGGGAGUGGAUCCUCGCACACCUUGCCCUCCUCAUCCACAGGUGCCAGACAAAGACCUCUGGUGGGAGCGACGGCACAGGACCACACAGUGUGCGCGUCCAAUUGCUGGUGAAAUACUAGACCCUCAAGGCUUGUUUUGACAGCUGAGACUUGCUUGUGAAAGAAAGUGGUGAGGAAUAUGAAGAGGAAUUACAUUAAAAAGCUUUCUUUAUUUACAUUAUAUCGUAAUUAAGUUACAGUUAUACUCUAUUUUAUGCUAUAACAUAGUGUCCUAGAAAUCACACUGUGGGUAUUUAUACCCUCAAAUAGUGAAAUAAGGGACGGCUAUUUCUAAGGCAAGAUAAGUUUAUUUGCAUAUUCAGCAACAAGGCAGAUAAAUCAUUAAUCAUUAAAAGCAUCGGGACAAAAUGCAAAAGAAUUACCCUUAUUCAUGACAAAAAAGGAUGAAAACAAAUAUUAAAUAGACAAGAUAUAAUAUGCAUAAGAUUUAUGAUGGAAAAUAAAGUAUUAAACUCUGUUUAUUACAUUCUUGUUUUCAUACGGUGAAGGUUUUUCCUUUUUUUUCUUCAUUUUAACAUCUAAAUAGCAAUAAGCAUGUGGUAUAAGAAGGUGUCUUUGCACAUUCACUCAAGUCAUGCACAAUAUUGAGGAAGUUGUACUUCACACAUUUGUGAGGAAAAUGUUUUUUUAUUUUUUUAUAACAGAUUAAACUACAUAUGAAAUAGCCCUAUCUCAACCAACACUAUUUUAUUCGUUAAUAUAUCAGUAUAGUUCAAUGACAUUAAUAUAACACUGACGAGGGCAAUUAAGCUGCUUAUUCAGUACUUUUACCGUUUGAUACAUUUUUGUAUCAAAAAUCUGUACUUUCACUGAAAAAAAACAAAAUAAAAAGUUGAAUUCUAGACUGAUUGACUGUUUUUACAUUAUGUUGUUGCUAUUUCUCCCAGUGCUAGUUAAACCGCCAUCACAUAUGUGUUUGCAAGAAUAUAUUUUUUAAUAGAUUAUAACAAAUGGUUGGUUUUGGUAAUACAGUAUUUAUAUAUAAUGGGCUAAUAUGCACAGUAGGACAGAAAAUUGAAAUUUGAUACUGACAGGGAAAUGCUAUAGCUACUUAAAGCCAAAUUAUAUUUUUAUUUUCAUGGUAGAAAUUGACUAAAUAAGGAGAGGAGCUUAAACUAUUUCACCUUUCUUAAAUGCUGUUAUGCUUUUUGUAAACAUGUACUUUGGACAAUAUAUUAUAUUCUUUGCCUAAGUAGCCAGUGGAGGAAAGUCAUAAUGUUAAAUUGACCUUUGACAAACUAAAAAAUAAAAGAAGUUUUAAUACA